AAUAGCCAACGUUAAAUACUGCACCAUCAUCACCCUCUUCACAAACCCACUUUGGUCGCUGCAUUUUUUGUACAAGCUCCACGGUUCAUCUUGUUGGCUUCUAAUCCACUAGUUAAUUGAUCAUUUAAAUGGCACAAGAAGUUGUAAAUUCAGAUGAGGUUGUUCUUGGAGAAGAAAUAGACCAUGUGAGGUUGAUCACCUUGAACAGGCCUCGUCAUUUGAAUGUCAUCUCAUCAAAAGUGGUUUCUUUGCUAGCAGAAUACUUGGAAAAGUGGGAAAAAGAUGAUAAAGCUGAGCUUGUAAUUAUCAAGGGAUCGGGUCGAGCUUUUUCAGCCGGUGGGGACUUGAAGAUGUUCUAUGAUGGCAAGAACUCAAAGGAUUCCUGCCUUGAAGUGGCUUACAGAAUGUAUUGGCUUGGCUUUCACAUUCAUACUUAUAAGAAAACCCAGGUGGCUCUGGUCCAUGGAAUUUCAAUGGGUGGAGGCGCAUCUUUAAUGGUCCCAAUGAAGUUCUCGGUAGUCACAGAAAAAACUGUAUUUGCCACUCCGGAAGCUAGUAUUGGCUUUCAUACUGAUUGUGGUUUCUCAUAUAUACUAUCCCAUCUUCCUGGGCAUCUCGGUAAGCAUGCAAAUAUACUAAGAGCCAUAAUAUCUGAGGAUGUAUAUGAGGUAAUUGUUGUAUACCAUUUUGUCCCUCUUGAGAAAUUGUCGGAUCUAGAGAAGCGUUUGAUAAGCUUAAACUCUGGAGAUGAGAAUGCAGUCAAAGCUGCGAUUGAAGAAUUUGCGGUGGAAGUCCAGCCUGAUGAAGAAAGUGUUUUAAACAAGCAGUCAAUAAUUGAUGAGUGCUUCUCGAAAGAUACAGUGGCUGAGAUUAUAAAAUCAUUUGAAGCAGAGGCAACCAAAGAAGGAAAUGGAUGGAUAGGUCCAGUUCUUAAGGGCUUAAAAAGAUCAUCCCCUACAGGAUUGAGAAUAACACUGAGAUCGAUUCGCAAAGGCAGGAAGCAAACAUUGCCUGAAAGUCUGAAGAAGGAAUUUAGACUCACAAUCAAUAUACUAAGAGCCAUAAUAUCUGAGGAUGUAUAUGAGGGUAUUAGAGCUCUCACUAUUGACAAGGAUAAUGCCCCUGAGUGGAACCCACCAUCUCUUGACAAUGUGGGUGAUGAGAAGAUAGACCAAGUGUUUCAGCUGUUUGAAGAAGAUUUGGAGCUCCAGAUUCCUGAAAAGGAAAAACACAGGUGGGAUGGCAAAUAUGAGAAUUCACCUUAUGCAUCUUUGAAGGUGACUGACUAAACAAGAUGCAUUUCUGAUCAGCUGUGAGCUUGUUCCUUGAAGUAAUGUAUUGUUCUCCUAUGUUGUAUCUCCCCAAGCCGAUUUUCAUUAGUUAUUCGGUUCGAUGAAUAAGCUUGUAACUUAAAUCAGAGUUUCGGUUCUCAUUGUAUGCAAUUAUUUGCUUCAAGUUCUGCCUUUUUUUAAGAUCAUGUUCAUGUGUCAAGGUGAAAACAUAAUGGUGUAAUAAA
Messenger RNA from Prunus avium (sweet cherry), 1516 nucleotides. The record is from RefSeq and is a predicted model, not a curated record. NCBI's taxonomy places the organism in Eukaryota, Viridiplantae, Streptophyta, Magnoliopsida, Rosales, Rosaceae.